This is a messenger RNA of Klebsormidium nitens, 1760 nucleotides long. The record is from the annotation of a GenBank genome assembly. Lineage: Eukaryota; Viridiplantae; Streptophyta; Klebsormidiophyceae; Klebsormidiales; Klebsormidiaceae.
AAGGAAGCCAAAUGAGCAUUACGAUUUUACCAAUCUGCACUGCAAAUUCGGAUUUUGCAAUUUUUGGAUUUGACAAUCACGUCGGCAGCUGGCAGAAUGGCGUCGUCCUCCGCCUUUCUGAGUAGGAAACUCAGCUCUCUCUCGAACUUCGCCCAAGCAGGGGCAAUUCGGGCCAAUGCCGAAGCAGGUUGUUCCUCCGUGCAAAGCAGAGUGUCGAUGCGCUGCGGCAUGAGGCAUCCUGCGGCCGCAAGACUCUCUGGACUUGUCGGCAGCAAUAAUUUUAAUAAUGACUCCGUACAAACCACAGACCUUGUAAGCUCAGGAACUGCGAGAAGGUCGUUGCGUGGAGGAAGAGUAAAGGCUACUGAGGAGACUGAGGGGGUAACGGAAGCAGAAAAGGCGGGAUGGGAAAAGCGUAUGGAGGAAUCCAAGGAAGCGGGCACCGAGACUCCUGCAUUUGGCGAGUGGAAGUGGACUCUCAACUGGAACUUCAUCACACCCGACAUUGCCAUCGGCUCGUGCCCCCGCUCUGCUUCCGAUGUCGACCGCAUCGUUGAUGAAGGCGGCUUCAACGCUAUCAUUAACCUGCAGUCAGACCUCUGCUUCGACGCUUUGGAGAUUCCAAUUGACGCGAUCCGCAGCCGGGCCAUCGAGCGCGGGGUGCUGCUGCGACGCGUCCCGGUCAGAGACUUCGACCACAACGAUCAGGCGUUGAUGCUUCCGGAGGCGGUGCGUGCAUUGAACUUGCUGGUGGAACGCGGCAAGAAGGUGUACGUGCACUGCACCGCGGGCAUCAACCGGGCCUCGCUUACUGUCGUGGGCUACCUUACUUUCGUUCAGGGCAUGUCUCUGGAGGAGGCAACAAUGGUGGUGAAGAACUGUCGGCCUGUUGCGCACCCCUACAUCGACUGCUGGCAGGUGGUGCGCCACCGCCUGCUGGAGGGGCGCGAGGAGCAGCUGACGGGCAUGUCGCGGCAGAUCUACGACGACCGGUGUGUGGUUGGCGCGCACGGCAACAUGAAGUCCGACUGGACCAACGCGCAGAUCCGGCUCAUUGCCGACACUUUCCGGCGGUAUCUCGAAGUUGACACGCUUGCGUACGAGUUGGAGCGCGACAUCAUGGCGCGCUCGUUGGCCGAUCAGGAGCCUGCCACGGCAGCAGAGGAAGCCAGCACCAGCGGCGAGAUUGGCGCCGAGAAGAAUGGCGCCGAGAACGGCGCCGCUCACGCAGACGCUUGGGACGAGGAGGAAGCACCGGAAGAUGCGGACGCGCUCGAGUGCAACGUCAUCACCCGGGAGUGUGUCAAGGCUGACGCGUCCGAGGUUGACGAGUGGGAGAGCAGCCUUUCUCGCGGAGAGGACCAGCCGGUCGAAUCAGCGGGCGCAGUUAAAUGACUCUCUAUCUCGAGUAACGUAUUUCUGAAAGUCGAUGUCUAUAUACAUACUUACAUAUUUGGGCUUCUCUUGCAACGCGUCUGAAGGAGUUGGACAUUAUUCAAGUUUUCACACAUGACUAUAUCAUAGCCUAAUAGGCAAUCGUGGCGAGUUGGGAUUCGGCUUGGGUCGUCAGUGGUCACUGAUCGCAAAUAAAGGCUUGCAAUCAGUGUAGCCCGAAUGAGUUGCCGCGACUUUUAGUUAUUUUGAUCUUUGAUGAACGGGUGUGCAGUAAAAUGCCGCCUGACACUGCCGCACUGUGCCAAUUAUCAACUGCCGCACUGUGCCAAUUAUCAGAUGAAAUUUUUGUGCAUGGCAUACAAGCC